AUGUCAAAUCCUGACCGUCAACACACUCGUCCUGCAACUCCCUGGCUCGGACCCUCGGAAGAAUUAUCCGACCCUGAAGUCGAAGAAGUGAUGUCGCUUAACGGGUCGGAAAGUGACACUUUUUCCCUACCUCCUGCUUUUGAGAUCGAAGAGGACUUCCACCCUCAGCCUUCUGUCGACAUUUAUCAACAAAAAUACGACGAGACAGGACUACCGAUAUUCGAUUUCUCCAAUUGGGGUAAUGAUCAUGAAGAGCAAGAACAAAGAGAAGAACCAGAACAAGAACCAGUGGAUAGUCUCACAAGUGGACUUUCUCUUAUGGAUUUCAAUUCCACCGUGGUAAAUCCGACUUCUGCUUCUGACAGUGCUAAUAUAGGGGCGGUGACGGCUCCCCGUACACGCACAAGACGAACCAAUAGUAGAAGUGUGCGAUUCGUAGAAUCAUCUAAUGAUCCCUUGAACUCAAGCGGUCCGACAAGUCCAAUCAGUCCAAGAACCAGAACGCGUUUUGGGGUAAGGUCUCAAACCCAGGACAAGGCUCGAGCAACGAGAAAAAGGACAACUCGUCUGCGAAAUAUGCAACAAACUCGCGGGGUGGAUCCAGAAUAUGUGAAUCGUCUUGACGAAUAUCGCGCUCGAUCAAGUGUUCCAUUGUUCACUCCUGAACAAACUGGACAAAUCGGUACAUUUGGAACUUUCGGAACUUUCGGACCUUUCGGGCAAAGUGGGACGAACCAAUCCGAAGUCGGUGAAGAUGAUGAUAUUGAAUCAGGUCCCGGUUUCGAUGAACCUCAACAACUCGAAAGACAGAGGGCUCGUUUGCUAGGGUUGCAAACUGAUGACGAUUACUGA
Molecule: messenger RNA, 852 nt
Organism: Tremella mesenterica DSM 1558
Lineage: Eukaryota; Fungi; Basidiomycota; Tremellomycetes; Tremellales; Tremellaceae
Exons: 2
Coding region: 1-852 (283 amino acids)
Source: RefSeq, a predicted model, not a curated record